Daucus carota subsp. sativus is the source of this 2253-nucleotide messenger RNA. RefSeq names its product polyadenylate-binding protein-interacting protein 4. Gene Ontology annotation, biological process: cytoplasmic stress granule assembly. The transcript has 15 exons. Gene Ontology annotation, molecular function: mRNA binding. The record is from RefSeq and is a predicted model, not a curated record. The coding region runs from base 305 to 2059 and encodes 584 amino acids. Gene Ontology annotation, cellular component: cytoplasmic stress granule. NCBI's taxonomy places the organism in Eukaryota, Viridiplantae, Streptophyta, Magnoliopsida, Apiales, Apiaceae.
AAUCUCACUCCAAACUUUGGUACUUAAUUGUAAAAAGUGCGCUUCGUCAUAGCAUACCCGUAGUAUCCGGGUCGGGUUUCUCAGAAACUCCGGUCGGCAUAUCAACUCAUAUCGGUCUCUCUCAGGUCCGAUCUCAAGACCGAGAUUACAACUUGCGUUUCUUUUCUCCUCUCUCCCCUCUUUCAUCUCGCAGAUCUCUCUCUCUCUCUCUCUCUCUCUCUCUCUCUCUCUCUUUCUGUCUCUCUCUCUAUAUAUAUAUCACACACAGAGUUUCCUCCAGCUCAGAGUAGAGGCUGAUUUCAGAAUGAAUAUGCAACAAGCUGUACCACCCAGGUCUGUUAAUGGAAUUGGUCGUAGAAGAGGUGAAAAAGAACCUGGAAAUAGGUUCGAUAAUAAGUUGUCAACUGGAAAGAUCAACUCCGGUAGAUUGACAGCUUCAGGUGUAUUGGGUAGCGACAAACGGAUAGACAAUGAAAGUCCCUCACGCGAGAGACUAGUUUAUUUGACAACAUGUCUUAUAGGACAUCAUGUGGAAAUCCAGGUGAUAGAUGGAUCUGUCUUCUCUGGAAUAUUUCAUGCUACUAAUGCUGACAAAGAUUUUGGAAUCAUCUUGAAAAUGGCUCGCCUAACAAAGGCUGGCUCUUCACGAGGACAAAAGAAUAUCUCGGAUUCUGCCAACAAGCCUGCUUCAAAGACUCUGAUAAUACCAGCUACAGAGCUUGUGCAAAUUAUUGCUAAGGGUGUGGCUGUAACGAUGGAUGGGUUAGCGAGUGAGCUCCAGCAGGAGAAGCAGCAGGAUAUAAUGACAGACUCGACCAUAUCACAUUCUCGCCAUGUUGAUGUGGAAAGAGAACUGGGUCGCUGGGUUCCUGAUGAAGAUGUUCCAGAAUGUCCUGAAUUAGACAACAUAUUUGAUGGUCCUUGGAAUAGGGGCUGGGAUCAAUUUGAAGCAAAUGAAACUUUGUUUGGAGUAAAAAGCACCUUUAAUGAGGAUCUGUACACCACUAAACUAGACAGAGGGCCUCAAACAAGAGAGCUGGAAAGGGAGGCGCUAAGGAUAGCAAGAGAAAUUGAGGUUGAGGAUACACAAGAUCUUCAUUUAGCAGAGGAACGAGGUAUUCAACUUCCUCGUGAUAUUGAAUUGGACGAGGAAACCAGAUACUCAUCGGUCUUUAGGGGGGUUAAUGAUAGUGGCUAUGAUGAAAAAGAGAACCUGUUGGAUUCACGUAAUAUUGAAACUUUUGGAGGUGCAUCUGAUUCUUCCAUUGGCAAGUCAUUUACUGCAUUUAAAAGUGGCAAAAGUAAUGAUGUAGCUGAAAUGCCAUCAAGCUCCUCAUCUAUGGAUGAUAUUCAAUCUUCUCAGUCAAUGCGGCAAUGGUCCGCUUCUCAUGAUCAAAUUAAGCAAUUCUCCUCAGAUCCUCAUCAUACAAGUCUCCUAGCUUUAGAUGGUGGAAGCAGGGUUCGAGAAGGCGAGGUUAAUGAAAACCUAGCAGUAAGCAGUUUUAAAGAAUUAGAGAAGAAAACCUUAAAUGCAGAUACUCAACCUUCUAAACCUCGGGAGCUGAACUCAUCAUUUGGGCAAAAUAAAGGUUCUGAGGGACAGGAGAACACCCUUAAUACUCCUGGUCAUGGAAUUGCUGCUUCCGCAAGUGUUCAUCGGCCUAGGGUCUCCCCAAGUUCAUCAAAGGGGUCACUGUCCACGCUCAAUCCGCAUGCCAAGGAAUUCAAAUUAAAUCCCAAUGCGAAGAGUUUUACCCCAAACCCAACAACAAUUCGGCCCGUAUCUCCAGUGUCUGAUGGUUCCUACUACUACCAGGCUAAUGUACCCGCAGUUCCUAACAUGCAUGGCAUACCUGUAGCAAUCGGGGUUGGACAAUCAUUUGGUGGGCAUCAGCCUGUCAUGUUUAAUCCACAGGCUGCAGCAAUGCAAGCACCACAGCCCUUUUUUCAUCCAAAUGGACCUCAGUAUGGGCAACAUAUGAUUCUUGGUCAGCCUCGCCAGGUCGUAUACAUGCCAACCUAUCCUCAGGAGAUGCAGUAUAAAGGACGAGAGUUUUAGCCACUUUGGAGCUUUUGAUAUCGGACUUAUAUGAACCAAUUAACCAUGUGAGAGGUCCUGCCGUUGACAGCUGACAGGCCUGGUGCGCUUCUGAGCAUCAUGUGUUUGAGGAUUUCUUUUUGCUGAAUUCUAAUGUUAUAAACAUUGUUAUUGGAACUUGUCCUAAUGUAUUUUAUAUAAAGUAUUUGGGAUCA